AUGCGGGGAGCAACCAUCCUCAAAGCCUCUGAUGACAAAACGAGAUCACUCAACAAGCAUACGCUAGUUGCAUUCUCCGGCGAGGCUGGUGAUACAAUCCAAUUCUCCGAGUAUAUCCAGGCAAAUGCGCAGCUCUAUUCGAUGCGAAACGAGACAGACUUAUCACCUACGGCGCUGGCACACUAUGUCCGCGGUGAGCUCGCAUCAAGCUUAAGAUCUAGAAAGCCGUACAACGUCAACCUGCUACUAGGAGGCGUCGACCCCAUCACCCACAAACCCAGUCUAUUCUGGCUGGACUACCUUGCAGCUCUCGCAUCUGUUCCCUAUGCUGCCCACGGCUAUGCACAAUAUUACUGCCUCUCGAUCCUAGACAAGCACCACCACCCGGACAUGACAUUUGUGCAAGGACUUAAGGUGCUUGAGAUGUGUACAGACGAACUGAAGCGGCGUUUACCUAUUGAUUUCAAGGGCAUGACGGUCAAGGCGGUUACAAAAGACGGCAUUCGGGAGAUUGAGUUCAACGACGACAAGAUUGUUAAGUGUGCAUAA
Molecule: messenger RNA, 549 nt
Organism: Daldinia vernicosa
Lineage: Eukaryota; Fungi; Ascomycota; Sordariomycetes; Xylariales; Hypoxylaceae
Product: proteasome component C11
Exons: 2
Coding region: 1-549 (182 amino acids)
Biological process (GO): proteasomal protein catabolic process
Cellular component (GO): cytosol; nucleus; proteasome core complex
Molecular function (GO): peptidase activity
Source: RefSeq, a predicted model, not a curated record